This is a messenger RNA of Trypanosoma theileri, 2742 nucleotides long. RefSeq names its product transportin 1. NCBI's taxonomy places the organism in Eukaryota, Euglenozoa, Kinetoplastea, Trypanosomatida, Trypanosomatidae. Gene Ontology annotation, molecular function: nuclear import signal receptor activity. The record is from RefSeq and is a predicted model, not a curated record. Gene Ontology annotation, biological process: protein import into nucleus. The transcript has a single exon. Gene Ontology annotation, cellular component: nucleus; cytoplasm. Bases 1 to 2742 code for a protein of 913 amino acids.
AUGACGAACGUGGGCGAGGCGAUUCUCACUGCCCUCGCGGCAGCGGCCGACCCGAACCCCGACACGCGCCACAGCGGCGAGGCACAACUGCAGCAACUCAAAUCCCAGCCGGAUGUGUUCUUCGCGGCCUGCGCGGAUCUUCUCACGAACACCGCCGUCCCCAGCCGCGGCCGGCAGCUGGUGGGAUAUGUGCUCAAGAACCAUCUCUCGCACCCCGCGUGUGUGCACAACGCCGCGCUGCAGGUGUCGGUGAUGGAGCGGGCGGUGGUCGACGCGGAGAGCAGCAUUCGCGGCGUGGCGUGCACCAUCAUCAGCUCCGCGGUGCGGGAGAAUUAUUGGCCAGUGGAACCGGUGGUGAAGUCCCUCACGGAUAUUCUCACCACGCGGCACGGGGAAUUACACGCAGUCCACGGAGCCAUGCGGGCACUUUCACAAAUUGUGGAUGAUUGUGUUCAGCUUUUGGAUAUGCGGCAACUAACGGGAGUGGUGGUCGCGGCUGUUUUACCAUAUCUAAAGUCUCCCCCAGCAGGACGGGAAGGGAAUGAAGUUCAACUAAAGGCGUUUGAUUCGAUUUCUGUGAUAUUGGAGCAGGCAGGUAUUGACUGCAGUAGUUUCUCAUACAGUAGUAUGCGACCUCAUGUACUGAAUGUUAUUGAUGCUUGUUUUAUGAAUUUGCAGAAUCCAUCUUCUAAACAAUUGGCAACAAAGUGUGUGAAAUGUAUUGUUCUUUCACUUGGAUAUCAUGAUCUUAUCUCAGAUGAAUUAUUUCAUAAAAUAACAAACCUUAUGUCCAUGGCCACAGCAUCACCAGAUGGAAGUGAUGAAGAAUUACGUAUUGAAGCCACAGAAUUCUGGCGUGGUGUUUUAUGUUUCCCAAGAUUUGCCAUUCUUGUGGAACCCACACUUGAAAGUGUUAUUCCAAUAUUAAUUCGAUCCAUGGUGUAUUCGGAAAUGGAAAUUGGUAUGUUACAGGCAAGUGCUGAGGAUUGGAAUGUACCGGAUAAGAUAGAUGAUAUCCGACCACGUCACUAUCAAGCACGUGUUAAUAACACAGGUGCAGGCGGUGAUAAUAAUAAUGAUGAUGAUAACGAUGAUGGUGAUGAUGAAGAUGGAGAAGUGGAAGAAUGGAAUUUACGACGAGUAUCUGCUUUAACAUUGGACUCCAUUGCGGAACACUAUGGUGAUAAAAUUAUUUUCACUGUUUUAGGAGUUAUUGAUGGUAUGAUGCGACCAAGCAGUUCAUGGAAAGAGUUAGAAGCUGCUAUUUUAGCUUUGGGAGCUAUUAUGGAUGGAUGUUUUGACUCCAUGUCACCUUAUUUACCUGAUAUCAGCACUCGACUUUUACAAUUACUUUCAGAUCCUUCUGUGCAUUUUCUAGUUGGAAAUAUCUCAUUAUGGACAAUGACACAGAUUGGGCGAUAUAUUGUAUCUGUACCUGAGAAACUUCAAACAUUUUUACGAUGCAUUCUUCAAAAGAUGCAAAGUCCUUCUAAACUUAUGCAAGAAGGAGCUACUGCAGCAUUACAAAAAACGAUUCUUCUUUGUAGUGAAGGAGAAUUGAAUAAUGAUAUUCCUCUUAUUGUUGAUUGUGUAGUAAAAUGUCUACGUGGAUAUCAACUUAAAAAUCGUGUUUUGCUCUUUGAAACAUUGGAAACUAUUUGUGAAGAACUUGGAGAAACAUUACGCACCAGUCCUGAUAGUGUGGAAAUGCUUAUGGCUCCACUUGGAGAGAUUUGGAGUAGCACACCUAAUGACAGUCCCUUACUCUUUUCCUUCUUUAAAUGUAUGUCCAGUGUAUGUAGAGCCUUGGGACCCGCAUUGCAGCCGGCGUUAGCAAAAGAUAUUUUUGAACGUUCAUAUGGAUUGCUGGUCACGCAUGUACACGCACGUACGGAGGCGCAGCGAAUGAAUCAAGAUCCACCGGAGUAUGAAUUCCUCGUCACGGCUUCUGAUUUACUCUCUGGUUUAUUUGAUGCGAUUGGAUCAAACUUGGAGCCGCUGGUGAUGCAGUGUCAACCACCAUUUGUAGCCACAGUACUGCAGACCGUGCGGGAUGAGGAUGCGGAGAUUCGACAGAGUGGAUUUUCACUUCUUGGGGAUUUGGCAAAGAGUUCACCAGCAAGUGUACAGGCGGUGUUGGGAGAUGUGAUAAAGGCCUCAUUAGAGAAUCUUGCCCAUCUUAACGAAUCCACCUACCGCGUCAUCAGUAAUGUCGCCUGGUUUCUCUGUAAUCUGCUGGAGAAUCAAAUGGAUAUUAAUAACCUUCCGGUGUUGGAUGCCACUCAUGGUUUACCGCAGGUGUUUGCCGCCGUCGCCCAUGUGUUGAGUACCGCCCCGCAAACGGCAGAUAUGCGGAAUAUGGCAGAGAACUUGUGUAUAUGUCUUGGUCUUCUCUUGUAUACAUGCCCUGGAGUGGAAACAACUUCGGGUUGUCAUGUCGCUCUCUUCGCAGAGGCUUUCUGUGCGUAUAUGCGGAAUGUGCGAGAUGCCCCUUAUAAGGAACAGGCGGUGCGUGGAUUUCUCAUUGCUGUCCAACAACAAAUCCCAUUGGUGGUGAAUCUUUUACAUCUAUUCUUUGAUCUUGCCCUCUCGAUAGCAACAGCAUCGCCGGAUUUAAAACGGGCCAUGGGGGAUUUAUUGGCGGCCGCGAAGGCACACGAUGGCGGGCGGUGGCAGCAGCAACUCGGCAAUUACAGUGAACAGCUCAGGACACGGUUGUAUCACGUCUACGGCAUUCAAUAA